Megachile rotundata (alfalfa leafcutting bee) is the source of this 4706-nucleotide messenger RNA. Its product is annotated as fibroblast growth factor receptor homolog 1. Lineage: Eukaryota; Metazoa; Arthropoda; Insecta; Hymenoptera; Megachilidae. The record is from RefSeq and is a predicted model, not a curated record. Gene Ontology annotation, biological process: positive regulation of kinase activity; positive regulation of cell population proliferation; protein phosphorylation. Gene Ontology annotation, molecular function: fibroblast growth factor receptor activity; ATP binding. Gene Ontology annotation, cellular component: plasma membrane; signaling receptor complex.
GCAACGAGGGUUGGCGGAGGGAGCCCGUGUGGACGAGCGGUUAUUUCAAGCGACGACUCUUCUGGCACUUCGCCCCGAGCUUUCCUCGAGCGCAUCUACCGUUGGUGUCAGUGUCGCGACGGCAGUUGCAGUCAGUCAUUUUCGACCGCGAAGGUGUUAUCUCGCGAGGGUGCUCGAUUCGCAACCCCCAGUGCUGGACCGGCCGACGAGAUCGUUGGAUUAUUCGAAGUGUGACUUUCGGUUGUUCAGUGAUAGAGAGUGCGUUCGGGGGUGAAAGGAAUUGAUUGACGGUACUGUCAAGUGUUCGAAGUCGCCGCGAAGAGGAUGGGACCAGUACGGAACGAACAAGAGGAUUUAUAACGACGCUUAGCUCGCCUGAAAUAACAGGAGGAAUGCGCGCGCGGUGAAUCAGCUUCCUCCGCGGGAGAAGCGAAUUUCCUGAGCGGCGCGCCGCGGAGACCACGCGAUUCCAGGAUCGAGCAGAGAGGAUCGUCUUGACUCGGAUCGAGUGAGGAAAGCCAGAACCACGGCUCCAGAAAAGGGAUCAACAGCUUUUCUCGGAAGGAUAGGCGAUCGCCGCUGAAAGCCUCUCAUGCCGCGCCACUAGUUACCGGUACAUCUGUUGUUGAAGAAGUCGGGAUGGCGAUCGCGAAAUGUCUGAUCGUUGCGAUACUCAUGAUCCUGCAGAUCGAUCGAACCAUCCAAGGACAACUAGUUCGAUUAGAUCUAGAACAUCCCGACGUGAUGAUGGUAUCGAUCGGUGAGAAGCUGAUUCUACGAUGUUCGUCGAGCUCGAACGCAGAAACGACCUGGUACAAGGGCGACGAAACCUUCCGGCCGUCGUCGCCUAGAAUACGGCUGAUGAAGCAGUCCUUGAGAUUCAAGUACAUCGAACCCGAAGACUCCGGCUCGUACGGUUGUCUGGUCGAAUCGAAUGGGAUGCUCGAAUGGAGGAACGUGACGAUACGAAUCGAGUCGUUACAGAACGAUGGCUACCAGCACGAGACCGAGAAGCUUGCCAGCACCCUGGCUGCUCACAAACCCGAGGAGGAGACUAACGAAUUGGAACCCGAACCGAGAACAAUUGUAAUGAUCGUAGACUUGCCAGAAACGCGUUCGUUACACUUGGACAGCGAGAACGUGGACAGCGACCUGGACAAUGAGAAAAACGAGAACGAAACAGCCGGUGAACACAACAACACCGCUCCCGAACGAGCACCGUCGUUCAACAAGAGCGUGGAAAUGCCUAACGUGGUCGUGAAACCAGCCGGAAAUAUGUUACGUCUGAGAUGUCCAAGUUUCGGGAACCCAAGACCGAACAUCACCUGGUACAAGAACAACGAGGAACCGAGGAGAACGCUUGGUACCGUGGUGAUGACCAAGUGGACCUUCAGACUGGAGGAUUUAGUACCUGAAGACAGCGGAAAUUAUACGUGCGUCGUGUGUAAUUAUCUGGGAUGCAUAAACCGCACUUCGAAGGUCGAUAUUGUCGAGAGCGUGAAACAUCGGCCAAUACUGACCAGGCCGCCAAGAAACACGACGGUUCUGAUAGGAGCCAACGUUACUAUGACCUGCGAGGUUCUCUCGGACGCACAUCGCCACCUCGAAUGGUAUCACGGUUAUCACACCUCUUUCGACACUGUCAACAAAACCAAUCAAAGUUUCCGGGUGGAGGUCAAGGCGGAGGGCACAGAGAAUCCUGAAGUACUGAAGUUGUACAACGUGACCGAAAAGGACGAAGGAUGGUACACCUGUAUCGCGCAGAAUGCUUUGGGGGAAACUUUCAGCAGCGCCUAUCUUCGAGUUGUCGAAUCUCUGGAAGAACAAGGAAUGCCGAUAACAGCGAAACCACAGAUCCUCGUGAACGUUCUCGCAGCCGUCCUCUUCAUUUUCUUCGCCGUAGGCGUGGUGGUUGUAAUAUAUAUCUUCCACCGAUUAAAGCGCGAAAAGAUGAAGAAAUUGCUGGCUAUCGAGACCGCAAGAGCCGCGGUCGUCACUCAAUGGACGAAGAAGGUGAUCGUCGAGAAACAGAACCUGGUGAACGCUCAGAACGUUCAAGAACCUCUGCUGAUGCCUGUGGUGAAGAUCGAGAAACAAAAGUCGACUGUCGCCGCGGAGGACAGCAACGGAGGAAGCAUCUCAGAGUACGAACUUCCGGUAGACAGUGCUUGGGAAUUGUCCAGGGAGCAUCUAAUGUUGGGAAAUACUUUGGGAGAGGGUGCUUUCGGAAAAGUCGUCAGGGCACAAACGAAUACUGGGAAACCUGGAAUUCCUAAUGUUGUGGCGGUCAAAAUGCUGAAAGAGGGUCACACGGACGCAGAGAUGAUGGACUUGGUCUCCGAAAUGGAGAUGAUGAAGAUGAUCGGCAAGCACGUGAACAUCAUCAACCUGCUAGGCGCGUGUACGCAAGGAGGACCGUUAUACGUUGUCGUGGAAUUCGCGCCACACGGUAACCUGCGAGAUUUCCUUCGAGAUCACAGACCGUCUUCAGGGUACGAGCCAACGAUCGGACAAGAGCCGAAGGAAAAGAAAACGCUCACUCAAAAGGAUUUGGUGUCGUUCGCGUAUCAAGUGGCCAGGGGUAUGGAGUAUCUGGCUAGCCGAAGAUGUAUCCACAGGGAUCUGGCUGCCAGGAAUGUCCUGGUCAGCGACGAAUACGUACUGAAGAUCGCUGACUUUGGACUCGCCAGGGAUAUCCAUUGCCACGAUUAUUACAGGAAAACCACAGAUGGCCGACUUCCGGUCAAAUGGAUGGCGCCUGAAGCUUUGUUUCAUCGGGUCUACACCACUCAGUCCGACGUAUGGUCGUACGGAAUUCUGUUGUGGGAGAUCAUGACACUGGGUGGCACUCCUUAUCCGUCCGUACCGUCCGUGGAAAAAUUGUUCCAGUUACUGAGAACUGGACAUCGAAUGGAGAAGCCACCGUGUUGUUCCAUCGAAAUAUACAUGUUGAUGAGAGACUGCUGGAGCUAUCAGCCUAACGAAAGGCCAAUGUUCGGUGAACUGGUCGAAGAUCUCGAUAGGAUAUUGACGAUAACUGCGAACGAGGAAUAUUUGGACCUUGGUCUUCCGCAAUUAGAUACACCACCCUCCAGUCAGGAGUCCAGCGACGCGGACGACGACGAGGGUGAAGAAAAAUUUCCAUACCUGCUAUGAACUCGUCGAAACGAGAAGCGAAAAUAAAAAGAAAGAAUACCAAACUGUAAAAACUGAAGAACAACGAUGAAUUAAGGAAAAAGCACUGAGGUAUGGAAGUCGAUCGACUGACCUAACGAACACGCCAAAUAAUAUAAAUCAGUAUUGACCUGUUAGCGCGUAUCCUGUAGUGUUAAGGAAGACGAAAAGAAUGAUUAUCAAACGAAACAACAAGAAACUCGAGGCCUUCGAGGAGACUGAUUUUCAUACGGAGAACACUGUAUUUAUUUUCCCAUUAUCCUGUAGAAUCCUGAUCUUCGAAACGUUGGAACAUCGUGGAAUAUUUCACGGAUAUCCGUUCGAUCGAGCAUAUUUAUUGAACACUUUCGGUGCAUCGACGAGUAACGGUGGUUCUCUAACCCAAAGCGUUUCAACGUCCAAGAAUUUUGUACAUGUUAUUACCGUGCCAUUAACAAGUGCCUUGGGAACAGCCGUAACUAGGCAAGGGGACGUGUGGCCAUAUAUCGCGUGACUAUACAACGCGUACAAAAAGUGACAAAAACAAUGCGUGGCGAUUUGACGCGCAAGAAAAUAUGACGCGUGGUAAUGUAAUACGUGAUAAAUACAACGUGUGAUAAUUGGAUGCGUGGCGAUAUAACGCGUGGCAAAGUAAAAUUGAUCCCCUUGCGAAGAGAAAUUCUAGUUACGCCAAUGGAAGAAUUGGAGCAUCCAGUUCCAGUCAGGGCUUUUGUUACCCAAAGGAUAGAGGAAAGAGGGAAGAGAUAAUUUACACAGGAAAUCGAUUUAUCUCGAUGCGAAACGUGUUUAUAACUAGUCAAUUGAUACAGUUUUACGUUUCUCUGUAACAUAGUAGUAAACGAUAAAUACAUAUACGUGUAGCGUUAAGUGUUUUUACAUACGUGAAAUGGACACUCAAUUUUCGCGUAUUUUCUAGGAUUUUUAUGUUUACGGGAGAUGAAUCGCGUUUGUACAAAUUUUAAAUUUGAAAAUUUCAAUGAAAUUUUGCACAGAAAAUCGUGUCGAAAAUACUUUUGUAAUUUUAUAGCGUGAAUUGCGCGGAUUCUGCGAUUUACAAAACUUCUGCAAGCAUAAUCGUCCAAGUCCGAUGUACACAAAAAAAUGUGAAAGAUGUAUAAAUGAUGCAUGCGAGAGGCGAUGUUUAGUCGUAGAUAAUUUAUUUCUUGUAUAUUGUUACUUAGGGCCUGUAUAGGGUUUCUUUCUCCGUUUUCUCUUUAUUCCUUUUCUUUUUUUGUAUCACGCGAAGAAUGUACGUGUAAAAUAAAAUAACAAAAUCGACACACACCGCGUUGAGUAUAUAAACGAGAGUAUAUAAACGUGCGUCCGUACAGUCGGAAACUUUGUAUAUAGCGGCGAUAACUGUUUAUUUAAAAGAAAGAAGCGUUUCUCUUGUUACCCGACACACCUAAAGGUAGCCAGUAAAUCAGCAUUUACCAAGGUAGGAUCGUAUUGUAUAGUCUGUGCAGAUAUUCGAUUAUUAUUGUAACGUGAAUUUCGUCUAGAAUAAAUCACUGGAAACUGUACCCACAUUA